Closterium sp. Naga37s-1 is the source of this 1914-nucleotide messenger RNA. Lineage: Eukaryota; Viridiplantae; Streptophyta; Zygnematophyceae; Desmidiales; Closteriaceae. The record is from the annotation of a GenBank genome assembly.
AUGUCGCUGUCACAUCUCGUCCCGCUCCCCGCGCGGUCAGCGCCAGGCACGUCCCCGCUACGGCCGGCAUCGCGGUCAGUCCGCCGCGCGCAGUGCGCUUAUCCGCCGUCGCGCCCGCCCCGAGCUCGGCUGGCGCGCAACGGGGAGACGCGGAGCGCCGGCGGGCGGCACGCAGAGACGCUGCGCGAAGCGACGCCGUGCGCGCGUGGAACGAGCGUCAGAUGCCACGCGCAGCAGGGCAGCGCGGCGCCCAUCUUCAGCCCGCCUGAGGGGUCGAGCUUGCGCGAGGGAGAGGGAGACGAGGGGAAUGGCGCGUGGUGGGACGCGCAGUGCCUCUUCCACCCCGUGGUCCUGCCGCCCGCACACGCCGCAGUAGCAGCUAGUGCAACAGCAGACGCAGAUGGUAAUGCAGUAGAAGGGCCAGCAGCAGCAGCAGCAGCAGCAGCAGCAGCAGCAGUACCACAGGGACUUGACGAGCUAGCAGCAGGCGGAUUGGAGAGGUAUUGGCGCAUGUACUAUUAUGGCCGCUCCAGUAACACAUGGGGGGGAAACAGUCCUUCCCCUCCCUCCGCCUCCUCCGCCUCCUCCUCCUCCUCCUCCUCCGCCUCCUCCUCCUCCUCCUCCUCCGCCUCCUCCUCCGCCUCCGCACCCCUCCCUCCUCUCCCCGCGCUCUUCACCACGGGCAGCAUAGGCCUGGCAAUCAGCAGCGACGGCAUGGCGUGGACCAGAGUGAGAGGGCCGGAGGCAGGCGGAUCGAUUCUCACCCCGCGCUCGCACGACCCGGCAGCGUUUGAUUCCUUGCACGUGGGGUGCGGCGAUGUGGUGUGGGUGGAGCCUGGGGAUACAGGCAAGGGGGGCAUGAAAAGGGGAGAGGAUGACAAGAGGCAAGGCGGGGUAGCAGGUAGGAUGGAAGGAGGGGUAGAGGGAGCGCGGGGGAAGGGCGAGUGGUGGAUGUUCUACUUUGGAGGGGGGCGAGAGGCGCGUGAGGUGCGGCCGGGAGUGAGCGUGCAUGGUGCCACCAUGCGCAUCGGCAUUGCCACGUCCCCCGAUGGGAUUCACUUCCACCGCAUCGCAACUGCCGGCGCUGCUCGUGUUUCUGGUGGCGCUAGUGGUGUGAGUGGCACUGGUGGUGCGCUGUCAGCAGCACGGGAGGGAGUGGUGGUGGAUGUAGGCGCAGCAGGGCAGCCGGAUGAUCUGUUUGUGGCCUGGCCGCGAGUGCUCACUCCCUCCAUGCUCGCCCGUGCCAACGCUUCUGCCGCCUCCCACCCUGCUCAAGCAACUCUACCACAGAACCUCUGGCUGAUGACCUACAGUGCCAUGUCCUCAGCCUCCCCCUCGUGCAUCCUCCUCGCCUCCUCCCCCAACGGCCUCUCCUGGACCCGGCACGGCCCCAUUCUCUCCCCAGGCUCGCCCGGGGCAUGGGAUGCGGCAGGGGUGGGGCGGCGGCAUGUGACUGUCCAUGGGGGUGUGCUGGCCAUGUGGUAUGAGGGCGUGGGGCGGGACGGCAGGCAUGCCAUUGGGCUUGCGAUCUCGCGUGAUGGGUUCACGUGGGGAAAGGUUGAGAUGGCAGGGCGCGAACCAGGAGGACCGGUGUUUGGGCCGUGGGAGGAAAGGGAGGCCGGGGAAGAGGAGAGUGAAGGGGGUACGAGAGGGAAAAGGGAACAGAAUGCAGUUGGGGUUAGGGAAAGGGAGAGGGAUGGUGAUGGGGAUGGGGAUGGGGAUGGGGAUGGGGAUGGGGUGCAUGCAUGGGAGGACCUAGUGGUGGCGGCACCGCAUGUGGUGUGCAUGGGGGAUGGCUCCAUGCGCCUCUACUAUGCUGCUCGGGGCACGGGCAGCAAGAGCUCCUCUGACUUCAAGAUUGGAGUGGCGUUUGGCACGAGCAGUGAGCUGGGGGCGUGGCGCAGGGCAGGGUGA